AGCGGGGCAGCGGGCGCGGCGGGCGGAGGCGGCCCGGGGCUGAGCCCGGUAAGGAGCGGCACCGGGGGGAGCACCGGCACCGGGGGGAGCACCGGCACCGGGGGGAGCACCGGCACCGCCCAUCGCCACCCGUUCGGGACGCGGCAGGCCCCGUGCCCCGUCCCGUUUGGGUCCCCGGCCGCCGGGCACCGCGCUGCCCCCGCCCCACCGCAGGACUCGUCCUGCCCGGAGCUGUUCGAGCCUCGCCGCUGACCCCCCCGCCCCCGGUUAUCCCUCGCGGAGCAGCCUCCCCACCAUGUCCGUGAGCAGCCACGAGAACCGGAAAUCCCGCUCGAGCUCCGGCUCCAUGAACAUCCAGCUCUUCCACAAGCCGGGCCACGCCGACAGCCUCCUCACCCACCUGAACCUGCUCCGCAAGCGGCACCUCUUCACCGACGUGGUGCUGCGCGCCGGGAACCAGGCCUUCCACUGCCACCGCGCCGUGCUGGCCUCCUGCAGCCGCUACUUCGACGCGAUGUUCAGCGGGGGCCUGAAGGAGAGCAGAGACGCCGAAGUCAACUUCCACGACUCCCUCCAUCCCGAGGUGCUGGAGCUGCUGCUGGACUACGCCUACUCGGCCCGCGUGCUGAUCAACGAGGAGAACGCCGAGUCCCUGCUGGAGGCUGGGGACAUGUUGCAGUUCCAGGAUAUUCGGGAUGCUUCGGCCGACUUCCUGGAGAAGAACCUCUACCCGGGGAACUGCCUGAACAUGCUGCUGCUGUCCGAUGCCCACUGCUGCGAGCGGCUGCUGGAGCUGUCCUGGAGGAUGGCGUUGGCCAACUUCACCUCGCUCUGCAAGACCGAAGACUUCCUCCGCCUGCCCAAAGACAAGCUGCUCGAGCUGGUGGAGAGCGAAGAGCUGGAGGUAGAGGACGAGACCCUGGUGUACGAAGCUGUUAUAGGCUGGAUCCGGUACGAUUUACCCCGACGCCACGAAGUUCUGCCGGAGCUGCUGCGCUCCGUCCGCCUGGCCCUUCUCCCCGAGUCCUACCUGCGGAAGCAGGUGGCCUGCGAGAAGCUGGUGACCAGCCACAAGCUGGGGGAGGAGAUCGUGGCCGACGCGGUACGAUGCAAAAUGAAGAUCCUGCAGAACGAUGGCCUUGUGACGGGGUGCUGUGCCCGGCCCCGCAAGGUCAGCCAGGCCCUGCUGCUGCUCGGUGGCCAGACCUUCAUGUGCGACAAGAUUUACAUGCUGGAUCAUAAAACUCGUGAGAUCAUUCCCCGUGCUGACAUCCCAAGCCCUCGCAAGGAGUGCAGUGCCUGCGCCAUCGGGUGCAAAGUGUACAUCACGGGCGGCAAAGGCUCCGAGAACGGAGCCUCCAAGGAUGUCUGGGUUUAUGACACCCUCCAUGACGAGUGGGCGAAAGCUGCACCCAUGCUGGUGGCGCGGUUUGGCCACGGCUCUGCUGAGCUGGACAACUGUCUGUACGUGGUGGGGGGUCACACAGCAGGGAGCGGCGCCUUCCCGGCCUCUCCCUCCGUCUCCCUCAAGCAAGUGGAACACUACGACCCCCAGCUGGACAAAUGGUCCUUGGUGGCCCCUCUCCGAGAAGGCGUAAGCAACGCCGCCGUGGUGGGGGCCAAGAUGAAGCUGUUUGUUUUCGGUGGCACCAGCGCAAACCAGGAGAAGCUGCCCAAGGUGCAGUGCUUUGACCCCUGCCAGAACCGCUGGACUGUGCCUGCCAGCUGCCCCCAGCCCUGGCGGUACACGGCCGCAGCGGUGGUGGGCAGCCACAUCAUCGUGAUCGGGGGGGACACGGAGUUCUCUGCCAGCUCCGCUUACCGCUUCCACAGUGACACCUACCAGUGGUCCAAGUUUGGGGACGUGACCGCUAAGCGCAUCAGCUGCCGUGCUGUGACAUCGGGUAACAGACUGUACGUGGUGGGGGGCUACUGUGGGGCUCAGCGCUGCAAGACGCUGGACUGUUACGACCCGUCAUCCGACACCUGGAGCAGCGUCACGACAGUGCCUUACUCCCUGAUCCCCACCGCCUUCGUCAGCACCUGGAAGUACCUCUCUGCCUGAGCUGCGGUGCUGCGAAGAAUCUGGAAGGCUUCACAUCCGAUUUUGCCAGUUGUACCUCAUCAAGGACCCAGACAGAAGACAUGGGCAGUAGGAGUGCCUCCCUGCUACCCAGCAAGUCUGAACUGUCCUGGAUGCCAGCCCUUGUACAGAUCUCAUGAGCAGCAGCAGGGCUCAAGGCAACGCGGCUUUGGCUCUGAACCACUUUUGUAAAUCCCCUUCAUUCAGAACAGGGAGGGGACAAGCAUAGAGGGGCCCCUGUGGACUGGCAGCUUGCGCUGUCCCUUGAGACGGCACGAGGUUUCCAAGCUUUCUGCUCAUUCAUGUGAUGAUCUCAGACCGGGAGCCAGAGGAUUGUUUUCUACUUUCUUUUAAUAUUUUAAGUGAUAUUUUUACUGGAAGGGACAAAGGAAGCUCUUAAGUAACUGGCAGCAGGCUCUGGGCUGUACUGCUGUCUGAUAGCUGUGACUUGGAAUGCAGUCAGCACCAGAGGCAGUUGCCUGAAAUGUCUUAACAUGUGACAGUACUUUGCCCAUGGGCUGGUUCUGUACUCUUUUUUAUACAGCAGUUGUGUGUGUUUAUUACUUAGACUGGACCUACUUCAAUAAACCUGAAUAAAAU
This is a messenger RNA of Cygnus atratus (black swan), 2683 nucleotides long. RefSeq names its product ectoderm-neural cortex protein 1-like. Bases 296 to 2065 code for a protein of 589 amino acids. The transcript has 2 exons. The record is from RefSeq and is a predicted model, not a curated record. Lineage: Eukaryota; Metazoa; Chordata; Aves; Anseriformes; Anatidae. Gene Ontology annotation, molecular function: protein binding.